ACGGACUUCAUGCCACGUAAUAGAAAUGUCAAUGCCAAAAUUGUUGCGGGUUUAGGGAAUUUUUAAAUUGACGAAAAAAUAUUGAAAACUCUACAAAUAAUAUAAAAUAGCUGGUAAUAGGCAUUUAUACUUUCAAAAAUAAUCAAUGGGUUCCUCCCAUAGUACUGAAGUGCCAGGAGGCGGCUCUGAAGGAUAUCAUGUUUUGCGGGUUCAAGAUGGAUCUCCAGGCCAAAAAGCGAAUCUGGAAGCAUUUUUCGACUUUAUAGUUGCUAUUGAAGAUACAAGACUGGACCAGGAUAAUGACACUUUGAAAGAAUUGUUGAAGAAGAACGUCGAUAAGACUAUCAAAAUGUUAAUUUAUAGUAGCAAAACUCAGACUGUGAGGGAAGUAAUGAUUAUGCCGAGCGCCAACUGGGGCGGUCAGGGCCUACUUGGUGUUAGCAUUCGCUUCUGCUCAUUUGAAGGUGCUAAUGAAAAUGUCUGGCAUGUACUGGAGGUACAUCCAACUUCACCAGCAGAAUUGGCUGGCUUGAGGCCGUUUUCUGAUUACAUAAUUGGAGCAGAUUCAAUAAUGCAUGAAAGUGAAGACUUGUUUACAUUAAUUGAAGCUCAUGAGGGCAGGGCUCUCAAGCUGUAUGUGUACAAUGUGAAUGAUGAUACUUGCAGAGAAGUGCAUAUUACACCAAAUCAUAAUUGGGGAGGUGAAGGUAGCCUUGGAUGUGGAAUAGGCUAUGGGUAUUUGCACCGAAUUCCAAUAAGAAAUCCUACAACUCUGCCUGCACAACAGUCUUAUGCUGCAAGUGCACCAAUGGUAGCACAAAAUGUUCAACAGAACUUAGUGCCAGGAGUGCAAAAUCUCAAUUUAGAAGAUGACAAAACCCCAUUGAUGUCUGCGCCGCAAGUGUCAAAUGUUCAUACAGAUUAUCCACAGCCAGCCCCACCCCCAUUCUUAUCAGGUGUUCCAAUGGUAAACUCUGGUAGCUAUGCUGCUCCUGGUGCUGCUACUGCCGUCCCACCGGCAGUGCCACCUCAACAAUUAGCUGGACAGCAAAUUAUAUCUCCAUCGCAGCCUAUUUCUCAAACACAGUCUGUUGUAUCUAACAUGGCAGCCUAUUCUAGCAAUUUAGCUGAUGCAACAUUAACAAAUCUGGGAAGUAUACCAUCUGUGUCUAAUAUGCAACCCCCAGCACCACUGCCUAAUUUACCUGGUAUUCCAAUGAACCAACCACAGCCUUACAUACCUAUCAUGCCCAACUACACUGCCUCUCAAGUCCCUACAUCUUCACCAUACCUUCAGAGUGCACCAAACUUAGUUCCCACAUUCGACAUGAGCAACUUUGCUCAGGCGCCGAUCCAGCCACCUCCAGUUCCGACUGGACUGCCUGUAGUUACCCCAGUGUCGCUACCCGGGAUGCCUUCCAUCACGGUGAGUGCUACUCUGCCUGUGUCCACCAUGCAAGAGAUACAUCAACAGCAAUCACAACAACAACAACAAGAUUUAUUAUCGUGAAAUGAUGAAAUUGUUUUACUAUUAUGCCUAUUUAAUAUUCUAAGCAGAGUCAUCUCUUAUUGGCCCAAAUUUAUGUUAGUUUUGUUUUAAAUGUUAUGCUGAAAUCAUUCCCCUGGGAGGCAGGCAUAGUGAUUUUAGCAUUGUAUUAUAAAUAUGAUUUUCUUGUAUUGUACCUUUAUUAUAUCUUUAUUUUAAACAAGUGCAAAUGUUAGAGAUGUGUACCAAACGCUGGGUAUUUGACAAAUACACUUAAGGUUUCCUUUUAGGUCUGCCUUCAAAGUUAUUGUAAGUGUACAUUUGAAAUGAUAAAUAAAUGAUAAAAACCAUAAA
Messenger RNA from Helicoverpa zea (corn earworm), 1840 nucleotides. It is a transcript of the gene Grasp65, whose product is annotated as Golgi reassembly-stacking protein 2. The coding region runs from base 146 to 1510 and encodes 454 amino acids. NCBI's taxonomy places the organism in Eukaryota, Metazoa, Arthropoda, Insecta, Lepidoptera, Noctuidae. The transcript has 5 exons. The record is from RefSeq and is a predicted model, not a curated record. Gene Ontology annotation, cellular component: Golgi apparatus. Gene Ontology annotation, biological process: Golgi organization. Gene Ontology annotation, molecular function: protein binding.